Molecule: messenger RNA, 723 nt
Organism: Nematocida parisii ERTm1
Lineage: Eukaryota; Fungi; Microsporidia
Exons: 1
Coding region: 1-681 (226 amino acids)
Source: RefSeq, a predicted model, not a curated record
AUGCAUACACUAAGUAAUCAUCAACAUAAAAAAGUAAUUAAUACAUACAGUAGAAUAAACAGGUUACCAACUGAGCCUAAGACGUAUUAUAUUAUAGCAGGCAUUAUAGGGGUACUAUUACUGAUAUGCUUAGGUAUUACCGUAUAUAAAGCAUUCAUAAGUCCAGGAUAUUUAAUCAGGGGUGAGUACAGGACAGUAUCACUACAAGGAGGGCUCUGCUUAGAUGGUAUGCAAUCAAAUGCAGCAAGUAAGAAGUUGUUCUAUAUAGUAUUAUUAAUAGUAUUAUUAUGUAUUAUAGGGUUAUUAACGUAUAAUACAGUAUCAGUAUACAAUGGCAGAAUAAACAGGAGAUGGGCAGAGGUAGACAGGAUAGUUAAUGAAGCAAGGGAUGAAAUUGCUGCCAUGGAAGAAUCAAACCUAAAGGAAGUAGUUGAUAAUGGGGCACGGUUUAUUAGGGAGGAGUAUAAGAAUAUUCAGUUAGAUAAGUAUAUAAUGGGGAGUUACUCUAAUUGUAUUCUGACCAAGGACAGUAUUAUUCAUGCUCCCAGUGGGGCAGCUGGUCCUGUUAAAGUGAAAAUCCCAGUGACAGGAGAAUUAUUGAUUAGUUUAAUACUGAGCGCACAGAAUGCAGAGUUUACUAGAUUAAUAGAAAAACAUCCGUUAUAUACUGGAUUAUAUUAAAUCUAACAAAUAACGGUUUUUAUAGUAAAUUUCUAUUUAUGG